Panthera uncia (snow leopard) is the source of this 3946-nucleotide messenger RNA. RefSeq names its product niban apoptosis regulator 1 (gene NIBAN1). The transcript is spliced from 14 exons. Lineage: Eukaryota; Metazoa; Chordata; Mammalia; Carnivora; Felidae. Bases 90 to 2882 code for a protein of 930 amino acids. The record is from RefSeq and is a predicted model, not a curated record.
UUCGCCGUCGCAGCAACCUCCAGGAGCGAGCAGCGGGCGCCCACGGGAGCCGUCAGCGUCGCCCCGGGUGCAUCGCGCGCACCGCGGCCAUGGGCGGCUCGGCCUCCAGCCUGCUGGACGAGGGCAAGUGCACCUACAUCCGAGGGAAAACUGAGGCUACCAUCAAAAACUUCAGUCCCUUCUAUAGUCGUCAGUACUCUGUGGCCUUCUGCAAUCAUGUUCGCAGUGAAGUGGAACAGCAAAGAGAUUUAACAUCACAAUUUUUGAAGACCAAGCCACCACUGGAGCCUGGAACUGUUCUGUAUGAAGCAGAGCUAUCACAGUUUGCCGAAGACAUAAAGAAGUGGAAGGAGCGGUACAUUGUGGUUAAAAAUGAUUUUGCUGUGGAGAGCUAUGAGAACAAAGAGGCCUAUCAGAGAGGAGCAGCUCCUAAAAGCCGAAUUCUUCCAGCUGGUGGCAGGGUGUUAACCUCAGAAGAUGAAUAUAAUUUGUUAUCUGAUCGGUUUUUCCCAGACCCUAUUGCAUCCAGUGAGAAGGAGAACGCUCAGCCCUUUGUGGUCGUGCCUAAGGAAUUCCCGGUGUACCUGUGGCAGCCGUUCCUCAGACACGGCUACUUCUGCUUCCACGAGGCCGCCGAGCAGAAGAAGUUCAGUGCUCUCCUGAGUGACUGCAUCAGACAUCUCAAUCACGAUUACAUGAAGCAGACGACGUUUGAAGCCCAAGCCUUUCUAGAAGCUGUGCAGUUCUUCCGGCAGGAGAAGGGACACUAUGGCUCGUGGGAAAUGAUCACUGGGGAUGAAGUCCAGAUCCUAAGUAACCUGGUGAUGGAGGAGCUCCUGCCAACCCUUCAGACAGACCUUUUGCCCAAAAUGAAGGGGAAGAAGAACGACAGAAAGAGGGCCUGGCUUGGUCUCCUUGAGGAGGCCUACAAACUGGUUCGGCAUCAGGUUUCAGAAGGAUUAAGUGCCUUGAAGGAGGAAUGCAGAACUCUGACGAAGAACCUAGAAGGAACCAUCCGUUCAGACAUGGAUCAGAUCGUGAACUCAAAGAACUUCUUAAUUGGAAAGAUCAAAGCAAUGGUGGCCGAGCCAGCAGAGAGAAGCUGUGCGGAGAGUGUUCAACCAUUCUUGGCGUCCAUCCUGGAGGAGCUCAUGGGGCCGGUGAGCUCAGGAUUCAGUGAAGUACGCUCACUCUUUGAAAAAGAAGUGGAUGAACUUACCCAGAACUUUCAGACCACCAAAGACAACGCCCAGCUAAAAGAGCAUCUAGACCGGCUUAUGAAUCUUCCACUGGAUUCUGUGAAGAUGGAACCUUGUUAUAUAAAAGUCAACCUGCUCCAGGAACGCCUGCAGGAUCUCAAGAGCCGCUUCAGAUUCCCCCACGUCGAUCUGGUGGUCCAGAGGACCCAGAACUACAUGCAAGAGUUAAUGGAGAAUGCAGUAUUCACUUUCGAGCAAUUGCUUUCCCCACACCUCCAAGGAGAGGCAUCCAGAACUGCGAUCGCCAUUGAGAAGGUUAAGCUCCGAGUCUUAAAGCAAUAUGAUUAUGACAGCAGCACCAUCAGGAAGAGGAUAUUUCAAGAGGCACUGGUUCAAAUCACACUUCCCACCGUGCAGAAGGCACUGGCAUCCACAUGCAAACCAGAGCUCCAGAAAUACGAGCAGUUCAUUUUUGCAGAUCACACCAAUAUGAUUCACGUUGAAAAUGUCUAUGAGGAGAUUUUACAUCAGAGCCUCCUUGACGAAACCCUGAAAGUGAUAAAGGAAGCUGCUAUCCUGAAGAAACACAACUUAUUUGAAGACAACAUGGCCUUGCCCAGUGAAAGCGUGUCCAGCUUAACUGAUCUAAAAACCCCUGCAGGGUCAAACCAGGCCAGCCCUGCCAGGAGAGCCUCAGCCAUUCUGCCAGGAGUUUCAGAUAGUGAGUCCCUGAGUAAUGAAGUAUUCCAGGAGUCAGGGGAAAAGAAGCAGCCUGGGGUCCCUAGUCCGUUGGCCAAAGAAGAAAGCCUUUCUCUUCCUGUACCCGACCCUCCCCCGGGUGAGAAUGGACAGGUGAUUAUUGCAGGCAUGGAUGGCCCUGUCGUAGAUCUUGUGGCUGCAGAGGACACGGCAGGAGCCCUGGGCACGUGCUCACCAGAGCUGGAGUUUGGAGGGGCUCCUGAGGGUGGAGAGCCCACUUGCGAAAAGCCAGAAUCCAGCUCUGCCUCAGGCUCCUUAAAGGAGCUCAGAAAUUUGUUGACAGUGACCGUUGAGGUACCAGUGGAAUCUGCCACCCUUGAGAUUGAAAAAGAUACAAACGAGGAGACCCUUGUUCCCCAAGAAAUUGAAAAAUUAGAGGAAACGACUCAGACCUACACAGAGGCCGGUCCAGCAGCUGCCUCCAGCCAACACAGCUGUGAAGAGAAUGAAGUCAGUGAGAGGGAGGCCCAUUCUCCCCCUCCGGAGGCGGAGGCUGGCAGGGUGGAGUUGGGGGGAUUUCUGGAGGCUCAGCUGAUCUGUGAAGGGCUCACCCAGGGUGACAGCCGCCCAGACCCCACAGAGCAGCAAGCAGAGGCCGGGGAGCCCGCUGAGAGCGAGCUCACAGGCAGGGCUUCCAGACUGGAGGCCCAGGCUGUAUCCACUGUGGAGGGUGAGGCCGGGCAGCAAGAAGAUUGCAUUUCCAGGGCUGACCACACGUGCCCCAGUGAGAGCCAGGUUUCUGUGGAAGAAGCGGUGGGAGGGAAUAGCAGCAUGGCCCAGGCUGCUGCCAGUGUGGAGACAGAGCAGAUUCAGGCUGCUGGUGUUCAUGAGUGUCAGUGGGUGGUGGAGAAUGUUCCAAACAUCGAUCUGCUAGAUUCACAAGACGUCGGGGAGAGUACCCUAGGGCGACCCUCAGAAGAGUGAAAGGGGCAAUUUGGCAUAAGUAUUUCUUUGCACAAACUCAGCCAGAGGUUAAUGGUUAUGGGUAUGCUUAGGGGUUACACGCAAGUUGUUACCAUAAAAAGCAAACAAACAAAAAAACAAAAUUAAGUACUUAGUGUGUGUGAUGAAACCAGAGGAUAUGCACACCGGGCAUGUGCACUGAGGCAGACCUUUGUGGAAUUGAACAGUUCUACCAUGAAUUACUGCGUUAGCAUUUUAAUAGGAAUUACAAAGUAAUGGAGUGUUUGGGGUGAAAGGCAGCUGAGGGUGUCUAAGGGAAGCAGUGGUGUUCCAGCAAAGAUGAAGAAAACAGUGGGAGCACGGUUGCCAAUACACUGCACAUUUUCCUCUAAUGCACUUUAAGGCUUUUUAAUUUUGGGUAAGAAUGCAAAUGUGUAUUGUAAAUCCAGCUUCACCGUCUACUAUCCCCACUUCACUGUCCCUGAAGGACUCAGCAUUCAUCCACAGUCAGACCACAGGAAAGGGUAGGUGGCGAGCACUGGUCACCCUGCUGUGGGCAGUCCUACAGUGCCUGAGACGUUAUGCCUGAGAGAGCCCAUGGGGAGCUGAGCAGAAACAGAGGAACGUUGUGGUCUGUGGGACUGUCUGAGCCUGUUACUAAUUCCGCUAUCAAUGUCUUGUUAAUUAAUCGUGUUGAUUCUUAUUAAUUAAUCACCUUUUGGGGAAAUUCAGAUGAGGCAAGAAAAUUUCCUUGGCAUGUGUAAGCCUGAAAGCAUUCCAAAUUAGUCUUAGAAUGUGCAGAGAGAGCUUAGCUAAUUACCGAGUGUAAAAGACUACCAAUUAAACAAGCAUUAUUUGAAAGCUACUGUAUGCCACGUGCUGUGCUAGGCAUAGUAAUAACAAAAAAGAAGAAGAAAAGAUAAAGGUGCUUUGUCUAGCAUAAAUUAAAAGGCCUAUGGGAAUUUAAAGAAAAAAAAUAUGUCCAUCUUCAAACCAUGACAACUUUCUGUCUAUCCAUUCAGCAGUCCUGGUUCAUUCCCAGAGGGGGAAUAAGGUGAAUAAAUGGGGAAGGAAGGAAGAAAGGA